AACGAUAAUGGAGAAUCGAAGAUCUGCAGUAAAAACCUCCACAGAAUGAUCUUUGGUUUGCAUGUAGUACCUACUUCUGCCACAAGGUGGAGGAUCAGAACUAACUGACAAUUUUUUUUCCUGGUUGUCAGAGGACAUUCAAGUUGUAUCAAGUUGAAGUUUCCCCUCAUGUUCUUACUGCUAUAAACGUCAUGUCAUAUCGGUACAGCUCUGUGAUUCAUUUUGACCUUAUAUCCAAAUAAUAAAGUGGGAUUUCACAGUGCUUGUGAAAAGAUUGUGUACAGAGAUAUUUUAUAAAAACAAGCAUCCUGUGAACACACUUAAAUAGACAAUGAAAAUAUUCAUAUGAGUGCGAACAAAAACUUAAUAUAACCGGGUGGUUGGACAUUCCUGUGGUGGUCAAAUUUAUCAAAUAACCAGGAAUUCAGAUCUGGACAGAUGUGAACCAACACACUCUGAUCUGCAGACUGAGGAGGUAAAUGUUUAUGUGGAAAUCUGAGAUGAUGUGCACAGUAAAUUUACUCAAAAAUAAAAUACAUUCAUACUAUACCUAUUCCUUCCUGUAUUGAGUAUAAUAACAGAGACACAGAUAUUUACUGAUGAUGAUGCAUCAGACUUUAACAAAUUUAAGAUUAUUAUCAGCAAAAGUUAUUGUGCUCUCAGGGUCAAAUUGUCACAAAAUACUGAUCUUCAUGGAAGUGAUAUUAGAAAUGGUUUAGUUACUGUAAAACAUUUAGUACAGAUGACAUGAAAAAUCACUAGACCUCGAAAUUAAAAGUUGAGAUAAUCGUUAGUUUUCUAUGUGUGACAAGUUGGAUUAGAAACAGCCAAAGGGAAAGUGGUGUUCUUUGUGUCUAUCUUCAGUUGUAAUAAAACCACUGAUGACGGAAGAUGGCGGUAAUGGGUCAUUGACUACCCUAAAACAUGAAGAAGAAGAAGAAGAAGUCUGACCCGGAAGUGCUACGUUCAAUAAUCUCCAGCUUCACACUGUUUGUUUAUAAUUUGAGUCUUCGGUUUUCUCCUGUAAAAUAUCUGGGUCAGUCCUUCAGAACCAGCAGAACCUCUGUGACCGGAUGAAACCGACUGGAUGGACUUUGUUCUGUUAACAUUCUGUGUUUGUUUUACUCCUGAUUUACCUGUCAUUAGCUCAGUGAUGCUAAAGUUAGCUUAGCUCACUAGCUGCUAACAGACCUGUCAGUGUGUGACGGAGACAAAUUGUGUUUCCGACGGAGUUUGUGCAGAGAAAAAGUGAAAAAUGUCCAAAAAAGUCCAGAUUCUGAGAUCGUUGGUGGAGCAGAGACUAAUUGCGGCUGCUGAAGAGAUAUUUGGGCUGUUUGAAAGAACCAUAGCAGAGUACGAGGAGGAACUUUGUCGAACUAAAGAAGAAAACCAGAGACAAAGACAAAUACUGGACACAGUUUUAUUACAUACACCUGUGGGCUCCACAGACACCCAGCAACAGUCUGUGGGUAAGGAAGAGGUUCCCCCUGAGCAGAAGGAGUGGAACCCCAGUAUGGACCAGAACCAGGAGGAGGACCCAGUGAACCACCACAUUAAAAAGGAACAGGUGGAACUGUGGACCAAUCAGGAGGCAGAUAUCACCAAGUUCCAUUUCACUUCUGUCCCUGUAAAGAGGGAAGAUAAAGAGGAAGCUCAGUCCACACAGAUUAAUCAAAGACAAACUGAGAAGAACCAAGAAGAAACUGAAACUGGACAGGACUGUGAAGGAUCAGAACCAGCCAGCAGCUUGGAUCCACAUAGACAUUUUCAGUCUUUUAGUGAUGAUAAUUCUUCUGAUGCGAGUGAAACUGAGGACAGUGAUUUUGAUUGGACAGAAACACACAGAACUCAGUCACGUUCAAAACGUGUUCAAAAAAGUGUAAAGAGUUCAAAAACUGUAAACACAAUUAAACGUGUGCAGACUGAUAAUAGAUUGUCAACUAAGGUGCGGCCGUUUCUUUGCUCGUUAUGUGGUAAAAGAUUCACCCUGAAGGGAAACCUGAAGAGACAUACGAGGUACCACACAGAAGAGAGGCAGUUCAGCUGCUCUGACUGUGAUAAAUUUUUCAAAAACAGACGAUCAUUAAAAAAGCACAUGAGGGUUCACACUGGAGAACAGCCCUACAGCUGCUCAGAAUGUGGAAGGAGUUUCAAUCGGCGGGGGAACUUUCAGCGGCACAUGAGGGUUCACACAGGGGAGAAGCCUUUUUCCUGCUCAGUUUGCACUAAAAGCUUCCCUGUUAAAGACCAACUAACCAGACACUUUAAGUCCCACACAGGGGAAAAGCCAUUCAGCUGUAACAUCUGUGGGAAGCGCAGCGCUGCAAAAGGAGAUCUGACCAGACACAUGAGAAUUCAUACUAGAGAGAAACUGUUCAGUUGCUCUGUGUGUGGAAAGAGUUAUACUGAGCCUGGAUCUCUUAAGAGACACAUGAAGCUGCACACAACUGACUAGAGUCCAUUUCAGACCAAAGACAGACAGGGUUUUCACAGCGGCAGAGUUCCAUUCUGGUUCCAAUUCCAGAACCUAAUGUUGAACUGGCUGGCACAUUCACACACACAAAAAAAAAGGGUUCAGAACCUGAAAAGUUGAUUCUCAACUUGAAAAAGGAAAGGUUGGUUCUUCCUCAUGACCUUUGACAUCAUCUGUGGGCGUGUCUUAUUCAAGUUAUGAGAAUAAGUGGAAGUAGAGAAAGAAACUGGAGAAACACAAAGUUACAUCCUUCCACUUUUGUUUUACUUUUAAGAAUGGUGUGAACACGGGCUGGUUUGCCUGAAGGUACCAGGGUUCUGAGACUCCAGAACAGAGCCAGAACCAGAACUAUGUCUGCCUGAAAGCACAAAAAGAGAACAGAUGAAAAGCUGCAGUGACUUGUAAAGUGAUGAACAGUUAAAGAGUGAUUAAAAAUAUUAGUACUUCCCAAUGAGAAACAGCCUGUUGAUCAUACAUCAUUUGUGUUAUUUCGGGGGGCAACUGGUGUCACCUCUAAUAAGUAAAGAAUACAGCCUGAAAAUACUGAGAAAAACACACAGUAGUGAUACUACAUUCUACAAUCAGCCUCUGGUGAUUCAACAAACUGAGUCUCGGGUGACACUAUCAUUCGGUUCAAGUUGAGCUGGAAAAUGUCAAAUUAUUUUACUUCAGUCUUUACCUGCAAUGUUCUCUUUUCAUUGUCUUUGAUUUACUUGGCAACUUCUGCCAAGUAGAGCAUCAGUUGGAGAUGAACUCAGGCUGCAGCUGGACAGCUGUAACUGGACUGAUACAACUGAACCCUUUAACUGAUUGAAAUACAUGAAGUCAUAAUGGUGAACAGAAGGUCCACAGUAAAGACAUCCAUAGAAUGAGCUUUGGUUUGGGUGUAGUACCUACUUGUGCCACAAGGUGGAGGAUCAGAACUAACUGGCAUAUUAUCUCCAGGUUGUCAGAAGACAUUCAAGUUGUAUCAAGUUGAAGUUUCUCCUCAUGUUCAUACUUCAAGAAAUAUGUCAGAUCAGUAGAGCUCUGCAUUUGAAGAGCAACAUGCAGGGUAAAAACCACAGAUGAUUCAUGUGUGAGAAUACAAAACACCACAACAUUCCAGUGUCUGUGCAAUAAAAGUAUAAGAAUCCC
Molecule: messenger RNA, 3610 nt
Organism: Sphaeramia orbicularis (orbiculate cardinalfish)
Lineage: Eukaryota; Metazoa; Chordata; Actinopteri; Kurtiformes; Apogonidae
Product: zinc finger protein 501-like
Exons: 3
Coding region: 1256-2455 (399 amino acids)
Biological process (GO): regulation of transcription by RNA polymerase II
Molecular function (GO): RNA polymerase II cis-regulatory region sequence-specific DNA binding; DNA-binding transcription factor activity, RNA polymerase II-specific
Source: RefSeq, a predicted model, not a curated record